Colletotrichum spaethianum is the source of this 846-nucleotide messenger RNA. Its product is annotated as kinetochore protein Sos7. Gene Ontology annotation, biological process: protein localization to kinetochore; attachment of mitotic spindle microtubules to kinetochore; kinetochore assembly. The record is from RefSeq and is a predicted model, not a curated record. Bases 1 to 846 code for a protein of 281 amino acids. NCBI's taxonomy places the organism in Eukaryota, Fungi, Ascomycota, Sordariomycetes, Glomerellales, Glomerellaceae. Gene Ontology annotation, cellular component: kinetochore. The transcript has a single exon.
AUGGACGCGAACAAGGCGGCCGAGGUGCUGCGCAAAAUCGAAGACCUCAGCGAGAACCACGAAAUCUCCAUCAUCAGACUCAGCGAGCCCAUCUCGAGCGCCGUCGCGCAGGAGUCGCGGCAACAACGGACGUCGGACGCCUCCAAUGCCUCUCAAGAUGCUACGACGCCGGCCAGUCUAGACGCCGACCUCGAGCACUACAAGGAGCUCUUUGCGAAGCUACGGUUCUCCUACGUCGAGCAAGUCACCAAGGAAAAGUUCAUCCGCGCCAUCGUCGGCGAUCCCCCCGUCAUCGUCUCGCCCCAGGAGAAUCUCGAGCUGGAAAAGGCAAACUUGGAGGCAAAGGCGCAGCUCAAGGCGCUCAAGGUCGAGGUCGCAGAGAUGGUGACGGAGCUGGAGAGGAAGGGCAAAGAACUGGCGAAGCGUUAUGAGAGCGUGCAAAUGGACACGGCCAAGUUGAAGGAGCUCCCGGACAAGAUUGCCGAGUUGGAGGAGCGCGUGGCUGAGCUCAAGGAGGCGCAAGAGCCUGGGCAGAAGCCGUACAUGAACCUGCCCCUCGCCAAAACACUCGACUUGGUGGACGAGAAGAAGAGGCAGCAGCAGCAACUGGACCGCGAGCUGGAGCAGCUCCAGGCCAGGGUGCCGCGGAAGAGAAAGGAGCUGGAAAGGUUGCAGGCCGAGCUGCAGCCAUUGGAGGCUAAAAGGCAGAAUAGCAAAAUCGCUGCAAAGGAAGCGCAACGGCGAAAGGAGGGGGCUGGUGGCGAUGCGGACGACCUCGAGGAGCGGGGUCGGUGGUUGAGGGCGAGUGAAGCGGCGCUCAAGCAAAUGCUGGACAUUCAAGGGUGA